GUUUUGUUGUCAUAGAGAGAGAGCAAUGAAUAAUACACUGAAUAUAGCAUUCAUUGCAUUACAUGUCAUAACAUUUGAGUGACAUUUCAAUUGACGACUCAUUCAAUGUAAACAUAUGUUUGUAUGAAGAAGUGAACCAUCAUUUGGUUGACCACAAAGUUGUCACUGAUUUGUCACUUCAGAGAUAAUUGUUUUGUUCAACCUUUUCAUAACAUUUCUAGUCAUCACUAAUCUAGUCUUUAUUAGUUGUCGUCGACUAUGGGAACUACAGAUUCAAAGCUAAAUUAUAGGAAAGCCAUCGUCGAGUUGACCACAAAAAGCCAACCAAUUGAUACCAAAGACGAUCACUUUUGGGAUCAGUUUUGGUGCGAAAACAUUAACAAUAUUCAAGAUGUUUUUGCAUUAAUACCGGCGCCAGAAAUCCGAGCUUUAAGGGAAGAGUCGCCUUCAAAUUUGGCCACUUUUUGCUAUAAAGCGGUCGAAAAGUUGGUUAAAUCAACGGACAGUCUGUGCAAUACCUCAGCUCAACAGCAAAUUGUUGUAAAUAGUGUCCGUUUGCUAACCAGAGUCUUACCCUAUAUUUUUGAAGAUCCGGAUUGGAAGGGAUUCUUCUGGUCGAGUCUUCCUUCAGCUUCAUCUGAAUCACAUAAAGAUGAUCAAGAAGUACGCCAAGAGAAUCUUCCGUUGGCACAGUCACUGCUUCUGGCCAUUUGUGAUCUACUUUAUUGUCCCGACUUUACAGUUGCUCCGUUGCCAUCAAAAGGCAGUAAAUUUGGUGCACCCGAUUCCCCACCUGAAGAUCUGCAAUCUAUAGAUAGUUGUGAAUACAUUUGGGAAAAUGGCGUCGGAUUUACAAAUCCAGUGACAAAUUCAUCGUUUUAUGACAAAAACAGAGCGGAAUUAUUACGUCUUCUGUUGACUUGUUUCAGUACAUCUAUGUAUAUAACAGCCAACGAAGCCGGACAUACACCGAACCGAUGGAUACAAUACUUUACAAGUGUUGAGAAUCGUCAUGCGUUGCCAUUGUUUACAUCAUUAUUAAAUACUAUCUUCAGUUAUGAUCCAAACGGUUAUUUACCAUUCAAUCAUUUGUUGUUUAACGACUCGAAAGAACAAGUGGUGGAAAUGGCUCUUCAAAUACUAAUUGUGACCUUAGAUCACGAUUUUAGUACAGAUAAUGCACACAAUUAUGGCGGUGCUUCUGAAGACUUACUUCAAGACAAUCUUUUUAUUAAUUACUUGUCUCGCAUUCAUCGAGAAGAAGACUUUGCAUUUAUUUUGAGAGGUUUUACGAGAUUGUUAAAUAAUCCAUUGAUUCAGACAUAUAUUCCCAAUUCAACCAAAAAAAUACAGUUUCAUCAGGAAUUGCUCGUACUUUUCUGGAAGGUUUGCGAUUAUAAUAAGAAAUUCAUGUUUUAUGUUCUUAAGAGUAGUGAUGUCUUAGAUAUAUUGGUACCAAUUCUUUAUCAUCUAAAUGACAGUCGAACUGAUCACUCAAGAGUAGGACUCAUACAUAUUGGAGUCUUUAUUUUAUUGUUAUUAAGUGGUGAACGAAAUUUCGGUGUUCGACUAAAUAAGCCCUACUCGGCCAGUGUUCCCAUGGAUUUACCAAUCUUUACGGGAACUCAUGCGGAUCUGUUAAUAAUUGUAUUUCAUAAAAUUAUCACAACUGGACACCAAAGACUUCAGCCGUUGUUUGACUGUUUGUUAACUAUCAUAGUUAAUGUCAGUCCUUAUUUGAAGACAUUAUCAAUGGUUUCGAGCACUAAAUUAUUGCAUUUAUUGGAAGCAUUUUCUACUCAAUGGUUUCUUUUCUCUAAUCAAACCAAUCAUCACUUGAUUUUCUUUUUAUUGGAAAUCUUUAAUAAUAUAAUACAAUAUCAAUUUGAUGGCAACUCUAACCUUAUUUAUACAAUUAUAAGAAAGCGUCAUAUUUUCCACUCUUUAGCUAAUUUGCCCACAGAUUUCUCUACAAUUCAAAAAUCGCUUAAUAAGAAAACAACUUUAACUCGAAAACCUAAAUCAUUGUUCACUUCAACAUCGAUAGCCUCCACUUCGAGUCCGAGUUCUCCGACUUCUCCAACUAUGACAUCGCCUCCUACGAGUCCAUUAGAAAAACAAGAAAUGAUGGCACCGUUAGUUGAUUCAAAUGAGAAUUCAUUGAAUCUUAUAUUAGCAGCGACGCCAAGAAUAGAUAAAAUGACUGAAAAAACUCAUCCAAAUCCUAAAACCGUUCGCACAGACGAUGAUAUGCAAAGUAAUGACACUUUUGAAUCAAACAUUAGUAAUAACGUAUUGACGCGUCAAUCAAGUGAGUCAUCGACUACUUCGGGUAGAGCGGGUCAAUGGCAACCAACGACUGAAUGGAUCAAUACGUGGAAACAAAAAUUACCGCUUCAGACAAUUAUGCGAAUGCUUCAGGUUCUUGUACCUCAAGUCGAGAAGAUGUGUAUCGAUAAGGGAAUUACUGAUGAGAAUGAAAUUCUCAAAUUUUUACAACACGGAACUCUUGUGGGACUCCUACCAGUGCCACACCCUAUACUUAUUAGGAAAUAUCAGACCAACGCGGGUACAACACUCUGGUUUCGGACAUAUAUGUGGGGAGUUGUAUACCUGCGUAAUAUUGAGCCUCCCAUUUGGUACGACACUAAUGUCAAACUCUUUGAAAUUCAGAAACUCUAAGUGAUCUAAAAAUCAAUGAAAGCAAAGUUACUUUUACCGUAAUCAGUGGUUUUCGUUAUAAAAAAAAUAUUCGUAAAAGACAUUCUUUUAUUGGACACAAUUUGACGUUUAUUCCUAAAUUUGUUACUAAAAUUGUUGACCAAAAGUUAUUAU
This is a messenger RNA of Oppia nitens, 2835 nucleotides long. RefSeq names its product protein HID1-like. Bases 259 to 2682 code for a protein of 807 amino acids. Lineage: Eukaryota; Metazoa; Arthropoda; Arachnida; Sarcoptiformes; Oppiidae. The transcript is spliced from 2 exons. The record is from RefSeq and is a predicted model, not a curated record. Gene Ontology annotation, cellular component: Golgi medial cisterna; membrane; Golgi trans cisterna.